Phyllostomus discolor (pale spear-nosed bat) is the source of this 4022-nucleotide messenger RNA. It is a transcript of the gene LRRFIP1, whose product is annotated as LRR binding FLII interacting protein 1. Gene Ontology annotation, molecular function: RNA polymerase II cis-regulatory region sequence-specific DNA binding; DNA-binding transcription factor activity, RNA polymerase II-specific. NCBI's taxonomy places the organism in Eukaryota, Metazoa, Chordata, Mammalia, Chiroptera, Phyllostomidae. Gene Ontology annotation, biological process: regulation of transcription by RNA polymerase II. The transcript has 12 exons. Bases 275 to 2983 code for a protein of 902 amino acids. The record is from RefSeq and is a predicted model, not a curated record.
AGGCGCUCCUCUGCCCGCCGGGGGCCCCCUCCUUGCCGGGAGGGCCGGGGCCACCUGCGCCACGCCCCUGGGCCGCGCCCGAGCCGGGAAGCGGGGAGCGCGCCUCCGCCUGGGGAAGGGCGAGUCCGGUGCCGCCGCGGGCCUGUCCCUGAACCGGAAUCCGCCGCGCUGGGCAUGUGGCUGUGCUGAGAGCCUGAGCCCGCGGACCGAGAGCCCGGCGCCCCCUGAGUUUCUGGCCUGGCUGUGCGAGGAGGUGGACGGGCAGCCGGGCACCAUGACCAACCCCGCGGCCGCGCAGAACAAGGAAAUAGACUGCCUGAGCCCAGAAGCGCAGAGAGUGGCGGAGGCCCGGCUGGCGGCGAAGCGCGCGGCCCGUGCCGAGGCCCGCGAGAUCAGGAUGAAGGAGCUGGAGCGGCAGCAGAAGGAGCCCUCCGAGCACAGCGGCCACCUCAGCUCCAGCUCCCGCGCCUCCUCCAGAGCCAGCUCGGCGCGGGCCAGCCCGGUGGUUGAAGAGAGACCAGACAAAGACUUCGCCGAGAAGGGGUCCCGCACCCUGCCCAGCCUGUCUGCAGCCACCCUGGCCUCGCUGGGUGGCACCUCUGCUCGGAGAGGAAGCGGGGACACCUCCGUCUCCGCGGACACCGAGGCGUCCAUGCGGGAAAUCAAGGGACUCCACGAGCUCCAGGACCAGAUUCAGGACGUGGAGGGCAGAUACAUGCAGGGGCUGAAGGAGCUGAAGGACUCGCUGGCGGAAGUGGAGGAGAAGUACAAGAAGGCCAUGGUCUCCAACGCGCAGCUGGACAACGAGAAGACGAACUACAUGUACCAGGUGGACACGCUGAAGGACGCGCUGCUGGAGCUCGAGGAGCAGCUGGCCGAGUCGCGGCGGCAGUACGAGGAGAAGAACAAGGAGUUCGAGCGGGAGAAGCACGCUCACGGGCUGCUGCGCUUCCAGCUGGCGGAGAUGAAGGCCGCCCUGCAGCAGCGGGAGGAGAUGCUCCAGGAAAUCCGGCAGCUGCAGCAGAAACAGGCGGGCUAUGUCAGGGAGAUCUCUGACCUGCAGGAAACGAUAGAGUGGAAGGACAAAAAGAUAGGGGCCUUAGAGAGGCAGAAGGAGUUCUUUGACUCCGUCAGGAGUGAGCGGGACGACCUCAGAGAAGAAGUGGGCGUGCUGAGAGAGAAGCUGAAGAAACACGGGAUUGUCCUGAGUUCGGAAGUGGCCACCAAUGGGGAGACUUCAGACGCUCCGAUGGGCGCCAGGCCCCGCAGUCCCGCCAGGACGACGACGAAGGAAGAGCCGAACGCCCUCCCGGCGCCUGCGGACGGGCCCCUCGGAAAAGCCACUGAAGUGGAGGUGGAAAGUGAAACUGUGGACCCUGUGGGGAAAAGAGAGAGCUUGCAGAGUACUGAGCGAGAGCAGCGCCAGGAGGACCCCGUAGAGGACGGUGUGGACGCAGAGGUCUUACCUCCUGGCGACAGUGCCGAGGACCACACGCCCCCCGACAGCAGUGCCCUCUCCCUAGCAGCAGCAGCAGAUGCUGCAGAGGGGGGCCAGGUUCAAAGCCCAGUUCUAGCAAACGGGUCCCUCCUUGACCACACAGAGCAGGGUGGGUCCAGAGCGGCCACAAGCACCCCGGAAGCCGGGGCCGGGGCUUCGGGGUGUUGGAGGGAACUGGAUGGUGACACACUGCACCCCGAGGCGGAUGCCUUGGAUGCCCUAAACCAAAGUGGGGAAACCAAAGAAACACAGGAACCAGAAAAGCAAGGUUGCGGAACCAGGUUGGGAGAGGUGAGCCCGGACCCACGCCAGGAACCUGCUCCCUCGCAAAUCCCCGAGGCCGACACGGUGAGCUGCAGCACCCCGGGCUCGGUGCAGGCAGGGCCGACAGGGCUAGGGGGGCCGGAGGACACAGCGGCCUCCAGGCCUCCGAGGGGCAGCGUUGACAGCGUGAGUCAGGAUGACAGUUGUGUGGCCGAUGUCCCCAGAGAGGUGGAUGCCAGCGCAGGGUGUGGUUUGGAGACCGAACUCACCGGCCAGGAAGCAGCAGAGCUCGGGGAGGCCCCGGUGCAGGGCACGGGACUGGGGGGGUGCAGGGAUGAGGAAGAGGCAGAGGGGGCGGGAGUUAAGAGUGAGAAGCCCACCCAGACUGCAGCCCAGACCAGCCCCUCGUCUGCGAGGGCCACGCACCGUGCUCAGGGAGCAGCAGACCCGUGCCCAGCAGACGCCAAGAGCGGACCCCUGGACGCGGAAGAACCCGGCGAGGACAGCAAAGACCCGCAGGGCGAGGGGCUGGAUUCGCCGCAGAAGAAGACAAGGAACAAGAAGAAGAAGAACAAGAAGAAGAAGUCUCCAGCGGCGGCGGCGGAGACCAGCAAGGACGCCGAGAAAGAGUUGCCGCCUCAGAGCCCGGAGCUGAGCGAGGUCAAGGAGGAAGAGCCGGCGAGACCCACUGACGCGAGGCCAGGCGCGGGGACACCGCCUGAGGCCCCUGGCAGUCCCAGACGGAACUCGGUGGCAGGGAGCAGCGAGAACCUGGACGUUCCGGAAAGCGCUAACCUGGAGGUGGAUGGAGGACGGAACCCGGGAGACGGCGGCGAUGCGGCCACGGAGGCGGGGGAAGCGAUCCCCGAGGGAGAACCGGGGCCGCCAGAAGGCGACGCCCUUCAGGGAGCGGGUGCAGGAGGGUCAGAGGGAGGAGGAGGAGGAGGAGGACCGGACGGUGCCCACGGAGACGGCCCCACUCCAUGCCGGCCCCCAGGGGACGAGGACGUGUCCGGCAGCACCCUGCCCGGAGGCCAGCGUCCCUCUGAGGUCGUCGUCAGUGAGAGCCAGGGAGCCAGGGAGGUUUCCGAGAGCCUCGGGCCAGAAAGGGAUGGCCUGGCGCCCGCUGGGGAGUUGGGGGACGCCUGCUCAGACAGCAGGGAGGAGGCGGGGGGCCAGAGCGAGAAGGACAGAAGCAAAGAAGACUGCACCCUGUCGUAGGCGAGGCUCGCUCGUCCGGCGGGGGGAGAGAGGGGGGCAGGGCCACCCACGACAGCACCCCCCCCCUCAGCGGCCCUUGACACGGUCCAGACGCACCAGCACAAUCGACCGCCACGCCUGCUGGGACGUUAAGUUGCAGGCUGUUACUGGCAGAUCCAUAUGUUGUCAAGGCCAGCCCCCAGGCCAGAAGGAGAAACACGUGUGUCCCCGGCGUGCGCUCUAACCGGGAGCAUCCUGGUUCAUCAGACAGUAACGCGCCCUGUCUGCAGCCUGCGCUCCCAGUCCGCACGCCAGGCCCCGUCUGCCUCCGCUGGCCCGGCCGUGCGUGUCCGUGACCAGAUGUAUCGGCCUCGACCUGAAACGACCAAACAGCAUCCCGAGAUCCCCACAUCGGGGUGGCAGCGAUGUGCAGAUUCCUUCGUCCCACUCAAGUACAUGUGCCUUCUUGUUUGCUUCUGGUGUGUGCGUUAUCCCCUGCGUGGCAUUUCCGCUGAAGAGGAGACCAGCAGCCAAGCAGCCUGUAGGUCGCCGGGUGAGCCUUCGUCUCAGGGGUAACGCGCAGCUGGAAGCCCCGGGGGCUCCCCGCCCAUAAAGACCGCGCCCCAGCUUCACGGGCCUGAGCCCGUGCCACGUGACUUCCCGCCACGCCAAUCACGCACCAAAGUCAUUUCACACAAAGACUCUUUAAACACUUUUUUCUGGAAGAGAUGAAUGUUGCAAUUCCGUUUCCUAGAGUGUUAUAGGGUGGGGAGGAUCACUUCUAAAAUUUAUUUUUUUAGCCUUAAAAUGACUUCUCCGUCUGAUCAUUAUUCCAAAGAGCAACGGAAGAGGGGGGCUCGCUGUCAGGCAGAGUGCACCGCCAGUUAAACCACAGCGGGGGUCUUACGCCGGUCAGGCGCUGUUGGUGUUCUGGUAUAAAUAUUUGCAUUUGUUGUUUGUCCAUUGUAUUGCGAAAUUCUCGUUUUGAUCUUCCUGAACAAAAUAUGCAUUGUCUACCUAAAGAAGCCUUUUUUAAAAAAAUGAUUGUAAAGUUAAAUUU